This is a messenger RNA of Mesoplodon densirostris (Blainville's beaked whale), 546 nucleotides long. It is a transcript of the gene HSPB2, whose product is annotated as heat shock protein family B (small) member 2. The record is from RefSeq and is a predicted model, not a curated record. The transcript is spliced from 2 exons. NCBI's taxonomy places the organism in Eukaryota, Metazoa, Chordata, Mammalia, Artiodactyla, Ziphiidae. Gene Ontology annotation, biological process: protein refolding; response to heat. The coding region runs from base 1 to 546 and encodes 181 amino acids. Gene Ontology annotation, molecular function: protein folding chaperone; structural constituent of eye lens.
AUGUCGGGCCGCUCGGUGCCACAUGCCCACCCGGCCACCGCCGAGUACGAGUUUGCCAACCCGAGCCGCCUGGGCGAGCAGCGCUUCGGGGAAGGCCUCCUGCCAGAAGAGAUCCUGACCCCCACCCUCUACCAUGGCUACUAUGUCCGGCCCCGGGCUGCCCAAGUUGGGCAGGGCAGCAGGGCAGGGGCCUCUGAGCUUCGGCUCAGUGAGGGCAAGUUCCAGGCGUUUCUGGAUGUGAGCCACUUUACCCCCGAUGAGGUAACCGUGAGGACUGUGGACAACCUACUGGAGGUGUCUGCCCGGCACCCCCAGCGCCUGGACCGCCAUGGCUUCGUGUCCAGAGAGUUCUGCCGAACCUACGUCCUGCCUGCUGAUGUGGACCCCUGGCGGGUCCGCGCUGCUCUCUCCCAUGAUGGCAUCCUCAACCUGGAGGCGCCUCGGGGUGGCCGACAUUUGGACACAGAGGUCAAUGAGGUCUACAUCUCCCUGCUCCCUGCACCUCCUGAUCCAGAGGAAGAGGAGGCAGCCAGUGUUGAGCCCUGA